AUCUAUACAUAUCACACGCGUGUUUCUUUUUAAAUAGGGCAGAUCCUGAAGUUCUUAAAAAAGAAGAAACCUGAAGAUGCCUUUUGUGUUGUGGGAAUAACAAUGAUCGAUCUUUACCCAAGAGACUCCUGGAAUUUUGUCUUUGGACAGGCCUCUUUGACAGAUGGUGUGGGGAUAUUCAGCUUUGCCAGGUACGGCAGUGAUUUUUACAGCUCACACUACGAAGGCAAACUGAAGAAGCUGCAGAAGAAAUCUUCAAGUGACUACUCAGUUUUUGAUAAUUAUUACGUUCCUGAAGUGACUAGUGUUUUGCUGCUUCGGUCCUGUAAGGGACUAGCUGGCCGCGUCUGGAGACAUCUCUGGCUGUCACGGCGGGGCAGGGGAUGCUGCUGGCAGCUGGCGGGUAGGGGCCAGGGCUGCAGCUCAACACCCUACAGAGCCACGGAAGGUCCCGUCCAACGCACUUUAACCCAUGAGAUUGGACAUACCUCUGGACUUCGGCGCUGCCGGUGGCUCGCAUGCCUGAUGCAAGGCUCCAACCACUUGGAAGAAGCUGACCGGCGUCCCCUCGACCUUCGCCCCAUCCGUUUACGCAAGUUGCAGAGUGCUGUCGGCUCCCACCUGAAAGACAGAUACAAAGCCCUUCUCUGGAGGCGAUUUAUCAGAGGAAAUUAGUGCAAAGGGCCAGAGAGCAUGACUUUGCAGAGCAGAAUAAAUAUUGACAAGCGAGGCAAAGUUCAUGUUUUAAAACUAUGAAGGGACUUCCCUGGUAGUGCAGUGGUUAAGAAUGCGCAUGCCAGUGCGGGGGACGUGGGUUCCAGCCCUGGCCUGGGAAGAUCCCACGUGCCGCGGAGCAGCUGAGCCCGCGCGCCACAACUACUGAGCCUGCGCUCUAGAGCCCGCGAGCCACAACUGCCGAGCCCGCGAGCCACAACUACUGAAGCCCACGUGCCUAGAGCCCGUGCUCCGCAGCAAGGGAAGCCACCGCAACGAGAAGCCCGCGCACCACAAUGAAGAGUAGCCUCCGCUCGCAGCAACUAGAGAAAGCCUUCGCGCAGCAAUGAAGACCCAACACAGCCAAAAAUAAAUAAAUAAUUUACGUUAAAAAACCCCAAAAACUAUGAAUAUGUGGAAGUGAUUUAUCUUUCCACAUGUGGGACAAGGGUAUAUGAUAUUCAUUAGGAGGAAGGCAUGAUUUUAAGAAGGGGGGAAAGUAUCUAAUCUCGACGUGCAAGUGAAUGUCUGUGUGUCCACAAACAUAGCGACUGCAGUCCAUGUCUACACGUGUGUCUUCACAUAUGUAUAUCUGCCAUGCCUGUGUGUACACUUAACAGGUGUAUACAUAUCCCCGUCAAAUUACAACCGCGGUAUAAUGCCUUGUGGAACACUUAGCAAGUUGAGAAAAGAAAAUAAUUAUCCUCCCACCUUCAGAAAACUGUGAGGACUAAGUGUAAUUCUAAUCGUCUCUCCUGUGCCUCCUCCCGACUGUCCUGUGUGCUCACAGCUGGCGUGUUUCUGGUGCGUGCCCUCUGACAAGCAUGGUCUCACCUUCGUGACCAUCUUUAUCAAAUGGAACAUCUCCGUGGGGUAGCAUAAGUCACCGAUGUAGAUAACUUGAUUUGGAAGCUAAUGUUUUUCUCUUGCCUAAGUCUGUUUUGCUGGGCUUUGUUAAACGAUGAAUCUG
This is a messenger RNA of Physeter macrocephalus (sperm whale), 1684 nucleotides long. It is a transcript of the gene AMZ2, whose product is annotated as archaelysin family metallopeptidase 2. NCBI's taxonomy places the organism in Eukaryota, Metazoa, Chordata, Mammalia, Artiodactyla, Physeteridae. Gene Ontology annotation, molecular function: metallopeptidase activity. The record is from RefSeq and is a predicted model, not a curated record. The coding region runs from base 103 to 675 and encodes 190 amino acids. Gene Ontology annotation, biological process: proteolysis. The transcript has 6 exons.